CAACCUCAAAGAGAGCUCUGAUACCAUACGAACCCAGAAAGAAGCCGAAUGGAUAGAAUAAUGCGACGCAUAUGACAGUCUCACCGAGCUGAUUGGAGAGCGAACGUGUGAAUGCAUCUACAACAGCUUCAGGAUAAAGAUCAAGCCUGUCUGCCAAAAGUGCUCGUACUGGGGUGCAAAAUUCAAUAUAACGAUCGCAAUUCACGAGGACUAUCUUCCUCGAGACACUUACCAACGAGAUGCAAUGCUUUUUGAGCUUGGGAUGCCUCAGUUCUUGCGAGUAUAUCGAGACACGACAUGGAAUAUUUGUAGCACUCUUGCGUAUCCUAAUAAACCCGACGAUCUGGAGUCUCCACAAAAGCUCGUAGAGGACUAUGGGAAUGUCGCACGUAUGGACUACAUCAACUGGAUUCCUGGGUGUAUUACUCUAGGAUCCGAUGUGAAGGCAUUCAUCGAUACACAUUACAAAUGGCAAAAUGUCAAGCUGGAGCUAUCACGCAUCGUUCUUCCAAACGGCCUCAACUUGGCAUACUGUGAUAAGCACGGGCAACGAUGGCUUGCUCAAUUUGAUGGACCUUUAACAUUGGAACACUUAUAUGGUAUUUCGGUACCUCAUAGUCUUAGCAUUGCGGUAUUUCCCAAGGAAUCACAUCCAGACACCAGUUCAUCGGGCCCCAGCUCACACGAAGUCAUGGCAAACCAAUUGUCUUGUCCUCGAUCUGUUCUGGCACAAGAAUACAUGACCUUGCAGCAACUUCUUGCUAGCCGGAAUUUGCGAUGGCCGCUUAUCCUUCGUGAGCUAAAAUCGACAAACCUCGACUUCAAGAAGGAAGAGACCGUACUUAUGAUUGGCCAUCUCGCAAAGCAGGCCGGCCCUGCCAGUCAACAACACGGUGUCUUGGGCUACUUUCACUUCGUGUUUCAAGACUCUUCGUUCUGUAAUCAACUGGCCGUCUCUGUCUUGGUCUUGAAGAUAUACCCUACACCAGGCAACUUUGAAGACGUCCCAGAGCUCGAAGAAGCCGAGACCGCUGCUCAGCUGGCCCGCAAAGACCCACGAGGCUUUUUGUUAGAAUGGCUUACUUUUCGACGCAAGGGUCAAGAAAUUCAACAUACAGCCAUUAGAAUCUUGUACCUUCAGCGCCACAUUGAGCAGGACCACUCAAGCCCUGUAAUAGUCACUGCGUGUAAUGACGAUGUUGCCCUCUCCGGGGAAGCAACGCAUGACCCCGAGCCGAGUGAUCAUUCUGAAGAUCAUGCAACGGAAGAGUCCGACGAUGACAGUGAUUGGGGGUUGAUGAACGACAGGGAAGAUGAAGAUCAUGGAAAGGGUAUGGAUAUCCCUUCUCUUGAUGGAUAG
Messenger RNA from Truncatella angustata, 1360 nucleotides. RefSeq lists its product as uncharacterized. The record is from RefSeq and is a predicted model, not a curated record. The coding region runs from base 245 to 1360 and encodes 371 amino acids. Lineage: Eukaryota; Fungi; Ascomycota; Sordariomycetes; Amphisphaeriales; Sporocadaceae. The transcript is spliced from 2 exons.